AUGAAGAGGGUGAAAGAAGCUUUGAAGGAGAUAAAUAUGUUUAUGUCCAAUUACAACCAAAAGUUCUGUCAGGCUAGACAAAUGUUGGAUACUGUCCAGGCUCAAAUAACCACACAACCACUAUGUCAGGCCCUGUUUGAUCAAGAAAAGAUGAUCCUUACGGAGAUGCAGAAGUGGAGCUUGGCGGAUGAGAGGGUUUUGAGGGAAAAAUCUAGGGCUUGUUGGAUUGAUUGUGGUGAUGCCAACUCCAAGUACUUUCAUGCACAACUCAAGAUAAGGGCCAACCAGAACAUUAUUUCCUCUAUCUACACUGCAGGAGGUACAAAACUUACUGACCCUUUAGCUAUUGAGCAGGAAUUUGUAUCUAUCAUAAAGAAUGGUCCAUGUCUUAACAGAGAUCAACAACUUGCUUUGAUUGCUGAGGUUAGUAGGGAAGAGAUAUUCCAAGCUAUUACAGAGAUGCCAAAGGAUAAAGCACCAGGGGUGGAUGGAUACCCAAUAGAGUUCUAUACUAAGAAUUGGGAUAUAGUGAAGGAGGACCUGUUUAAAGCUAUAAAGAAAUUCUUUAACACUGGAGUUAUGAUGAAAGCUUGGAACUGCACAGCUAUCACCUUGGGAAAAAAAAGGUCUGAGGCAAGGGAUCCCAUGUCCCCAUACCUCUUUGUGCUAGCUGUGAAGGCUGAUAUUAUCUCUAUUAUAUUAUUACAGAAGACCUUUCAGAACUUCUCAGAUGUAUCAGGAUUACAGGCCAACACAACAAAGAGUUCCAUCUACAUUGCUGGUGUAACACAUGAUGUUAAAACUGAUAUUCUUACUCAACUUGGUUUUGAUGAAGGCCAUCUUCCCUUUAAAUAUCUAGGAGUUCCUUUGUCAACAAAGAAAUUAACAAUUCAACAGUGUAUGCCAUUGGUGGAGAAGAUUACAGUUAAGUUGACUCAUAGUAUUGGUUCAUGGGAUCAAGAAUUGGAGUGGAUUUGUCAAAAGGCAAAGCAGAGAAAUCGAAUGGCUGAGAUCAUUUGCUGCACUUUUGCAAUGCUAACUGGUUGA
Solanum stenotomum is the source of this 1047-nucleotide messenger RNA. RefSeq lists its product as uncharacterized. The record is from RefSeq and is a predicted model, not a curated record. The coding region runs from base 1 to 1047 and encodes 348 amino acids. The transcript is spliced from 6 exons. Lineage: Eukaryota; Viridiplantae; Streptophyta; Magnoliopsida; Solanales; Solanaceae.